Grus americana (Whooping crane) is the source of this 1413-nucleotide messenger RNA. RefSeq lists its product as uncharacterized. Lineage: Eukaryota; Metazoa; Chordata; Aves; Gruiformes; Gruidae. The record is from RefSeq and is a predicted model, not a curated record. The transcript is spliced from 8 exons. Gene Ontology annotation, molecular function: S-adenosylmethionine-dependent methyltransferase activity. The coding region runs from base 247 to 1314 and encodes 355 amino acids.
ACCGCCCGUCCACGCCCCACGGAGCCCCGCGAGGAACUGCGGCCUGCUAGCUUAAGGGCGGCCAGCGCGGCCGCAGGCGGGGAAAGGGCAGGGCUUCCCCACGGACUUGCGCACAGAGCGAGGAGGCGGGACCGGGCACAGUGCCAGCAUCAGACCAACCCCCCUGAGCACGCGCGGAGCGAGGGCUUUUGCCGGCCAGACCGGGCAUGCGCACAAGGCGCCCUCUGCGCGGCACCGCCCUCCCGCAUGCGCACUAGCGGGUGGGGGGGUGCGGGCCUUUCCCCUGGCACCCUGCGCCCGGGGCACGUGCGGGCGGCGGAAGGCGGCGGGCGGCCUGCGCAGGCGCGGUGCGAGGCCCCGCCUACGUCAGGCGGCGGCAGCAGCGCCCCCCCGCGGCGGCGCGGCGCGAUGGAGCUGGAGGCGGCGCGGCGCGCGGUGCUGGCCGCCGUGCGGGGCACGUGCGCUGCCGACCUGCCCCGCCUGCUGCACUGGAUGCGCAACACCAAUGACUUUGAUGAGCUUGUGGUGAGUAACAAUGAUGUUGUGCUCAAAAAGAUUGCUGAAGAUUUGCGGAAUUGUUUACCCAUCGAGGCAAUGUUUAGUUCGGAACAUCAAGCUAUUCAGAAAAUACACCAGAAUCCAUUGCCCAUGAUUCAUGUUGAUGCAUUCCUUUAUGAUGAUGAUUUUGUUGAUUCAUUGUGUGAGGAGGGGAAGAUGAGUAGGAGCUACUGCACAGCGUGUGGCUCAUACAAGACUGCAUCUUUAGAGUUUAUUUCGCAUUCCUUUUCCCUCAUGGAACUGAAGUUUCUUUAUCACCAUGUACUGCCUGACCUGACAGGAAAGGUAGUGGUUGACGUUGGCUCCAGGCUUGGUGCAGUGCUAUUUGCGGGUUAUCUUUAUAGCUCAGCAUCGCAACUGUAUGGAGUAGAAAUGAAUGCAGACUUUUGCCACUUGCAAGAAAUGAUGGUUACAAAAUACCAGUUCAUUGACAGAAUAAAGGUGGUUCACGCAGACAUCUGUACUCAGGCUUCACUUCUUCAGAAAGCUGAUGUUGUUGUAAUGAAUAAUGUCUUUGAAUAUUUUCUUGACAGACAGGAACAGGCCAGAGCUUGGGAAUUCAUUGCUUGUAAUGUAAGGAGAAGAGGGUCCUUACUAGUCACAGUUCCAAGCCUUAAAGAAUCGAUCUCAAAGCUCCAGAUGGAUAUACAGCUCAGCCAAUGGGUCGAAGAGAUGCAGCUAAACUAUGAUGUGUAUUUGGAAAAGGAUGUUGACAGAGAAGCACUUGAACAAAUACAUUUAUACAAGAUUCUCUAGUACCUGGAAAAAAUUACUAGUAUCCUUGUAAUAUCAUAUAGUUUGGGUCUAAAAUGAAUUUGGAUUGAUUUGUGUGAAUAAAUCAGGUCAAAAUUCUUA